GAAUAACAAAAAAAAAAGAAUUAAAAAAACCACCUAAGACAAGUCGGCCAGACAGCUCCGGCUUCCUCAUUUAUAUAUUGAGAUCCAAUCAUGAUGAGAACACGUGAUCACAGCAGAGACCCACAGACUGGAUGUGAUUGUGCAGGUUCAGGUCACAUGAUCACAGCAGAGACCCACAGACUGGAUGUGAUUGUGCAGGUUCAGGUCACAUGAUCACAGCAGAUGAGAGAGACACAUGGUGAGCAUGUUCACUACUGCACCUGUGUGCUGCACACUGACUGUGGCAACAGGAAGUUCUCAGGUGAACCAACUGAAUCCACUGUUUCCUGUGGUGAAGACACCCGUGUGUGUUGUGAGCAGGUGAGCUCGUCAGGUGUGAAGGAGGUUGUUGCUUCCUCUAAAGUCCUCCUUAACUCCGCCCACUCUCACCUCUACAGCGGGACAAUGCACGGCAAAGGGAACCCCUGUUGCUGCUCCUUCGAGGACUACAACCUGACCACCGAGUGGCUCCUGAACCAGACGAGUCACCGUCCGAAGGUUGCAGUGAUCUGCGGUUCAGGACUCGGUCUGUUGGCCGACGUAGCUGCCGACAAGCAGAUCAUCAGGUACCAGGAUAUCCCCAACUUCCCUGUCAGCACAGUCGCAGGUCAUGAAGGCUGUCUGGUGUUUGGGACGAUCGAGGACACUACCUGCGUCUUCAUGCAGGGUCACUUCCACCUGUAUGAAGGUUACUCCCUCUGCCAGGUGACGUUCCCCGUGCGGAUCUUUAAGCUGAUGGGGGUGGAGACGGUUCUGGUGACGAACGCCUCUGGAGGAAUCUGUCCUGACUUUAAAGUCGGUGACAUCAUGAUCAUCAAAGACCACAUCAACCUGCCGGGAUUCGCUGGACAACAUCCGCUGUGUGGACCCAACGACGAGCGGUUUGGGAUCAGGUUUCCCUGCAUGUCUGAUGCGUACAGUAAGGAUCUGAGGCGUCUGACUCUGGACGUGGUGUCUGAACUGGGCUGCAGUGAUUUCGUCAGAGAGGGAGUCUACUGCAUGGUGAGCGGGCCCAACUUCGAAACCAUCGCUGAGGCCAGAAUGCUGCGGAUCCUCGGCUGUGACUCUGUGGGUAUGAGUACAGUUCCUGAGGUGACGGUGGCGAAACACUGCGGACUCAGAGUUCUCGGUCUGUCCCUGAUCACCAACAAGGUGUCUCUGGACUACAGUCGGGAGGAGAAGGUGAACCAUGAGGAGGUUCUUCAGAUCAGUAAAAUGAGGACGGAGGUUCUGCAGAAACUCGCCACCAUGCUGAUCAGUCGCUGCCAGCAGCAGAGCAUCAACACACACUAACAACAUCAACGCAUGUUAACGUCAUGUUAGAGGAGUCUUCUCUUCUGUUAGUUCUGUUACUGUCAGAAUAAACUGUAGUUGUAACUUCCUGUUGUUGUGUUCCAGCUGUUAAACUGUAACUUCACAAUAAAGUUUCUUUUAAUGA
This is a messenger RNA of Thunnus maccoyii (southern bluefin tuna), 1477 nucleotides long. It is a transcript of the gene pnp4b, whose product is annotated as purine nucleoside phosphorylase 4b. Gene Ontology annotation, biological process: nucleoside metabolic process. Gene Ontology annotation, cellular component: cytoplasm. Gene Ontology annotation, molecular function: purine-nucleoside phosphorylase activity. The record is from RefSeq and is a predicted model, not a curated record. Bases 223 to 1332 code for a protein of 369 amino acids. Lineage: Eukaryota; Metazoa; Chordata; Actinopteri; Scombriformes; Scombridae. The transcript has 9 exons.